GGGGAUGUCCAGUAACCCUCACAGCUCACACAGACACUUGUGCUAAGGACAGUGAGGUGAGCAGACAGACAGUUGGAUCAUCAGUGAAACAGGACAGACAUCUGCCUUCCUCCAUCCUGCCUGAGUAUCACUGUCAGACCUGUAGCCCCGACAUCAGAUCUAGGCUGCCAGCUGAGGGCAUCGGGUGCCCGGUUGUUUCUGGAGCAGGUGUGGGACUAUCUAGAGCAAUAUGGGAAUGUUAAACUGUGACCCAGAAGAGGAAAAGCCUGCCCCUGGCCAGAAACACGUCCAUACCCCCUUCUCCAUCACAGACAUCCUGAAGCAUGCAAAGGUGCAGAAAGUCGAGGAAGGAACACAGGAGCCUGCUAUCAACAAGGAAGGACAUACAGGCAUAACAUUGUCAUCUGAGAGUAUGGUGUCUGAGCUAGAGGAUGGAGCAGGAAUCUCUCCAGGCCUACAAGCAAAUGAGCUUCCAGAGAAAGAGGAGAACCAACAAACCCAAAAUCUCCCAUCUGCCACCAACUGCAAGCCCCGUCGUGCCCGUACUGCCUUCACAUAUGAGCAGCUUGUGGCCCUUGAGAGCCGCUUCAGAAGUAACCGAUACCUGUCGGUGUGUGAGCGGCUGAGUCUAGCGCUAACCCUUCACCUUACAGAGACACAAGUAAAGAUCUGGUUCCAGAACCGCAGAACCAAAUGGAAAAAGCAACAGCCUGCAGGAAACUUGGAAGGGAGAGUAUGCAGCAUACAAAACUGUCCCAACAUCCCUGGUCCCCAUUUUAACCCAAACUACCCCUGUACUACACACAUACCCCAUAUUGGUGCUGGGACAAACUAUCUCUCUCAUUUCCCAGGUGUCUUUUUCUCUGCUCCUUCCACUUCCUUCGGACUAUCUCCUACAGGUGCCACCUAUCCCCAGUUUAUAAGUUCAUCCCAGUUCACAUACAAUUACAGCCCUGCUCUAUGACUGGACGUGGGUCCUACCACUGAUUUCUCUGAAUAACAAUAUCAUGGAUCUGCACUGAAUGAUGUGACUGAAUACAUAAUAAUCACAACGGAAACCCAUAUAAGCAGUAAAGGACAGAAAGGUCUUACAUGUUUAAAUUGUCUGCUUCUAAGACAGGAUCGUAUUUUCGGAGCUAGACCAAUGAAGCCAAGUGCCACCCCUAGCACAUGAUAUCCUGGGGAUGGCAUUUACAGUAUGUAUCAGUUAACAUUUUAAAAAGGGGUUGUCAGUAUAGCUCCUUGAGAUAAAACCAGGAGUGGCCAAAACCAUGGUUCUACAGCCUUUGUCUGGUCUCAUAGGGAAAUGCAGCCCUUGUGUUGUAGUUUAGUUUGCAACCCAUUCAUUCUUUUCCCAAGGCUUGGAUACCACUAUUAAAAUUGUAUGUUAAAGGAACAGUAACACAAACAAAAAGGGUUGUAAAGGAAUGACAAUAUAAUUUAUAAUAUAACAACAUAAUAUUGUUGCCCUGCAGUGGUAAAACUGGCGUGUUUGCUUCAU
Molecule: messenger RNA, 1501 nt
Organism: Xenopus laevis (African clawed frog)
Lineage: Eukaryota; Metazoa; Chordata; Amphibia; Anura; Pipidae
Gene: nkx1-2.S
Product: NK1 homeobox 2 S homeolog
Exons: 2
Coding region: 230-964 (244 amino acids)
Biological process (GO): regulation of transcription by RNA polymerase II; regulation of DNA-templated transcription; cell differentiation
Cellular component (GO): nucleus
Molecular function (GO): DNA binding; RNA polymerase II cis-regulatory region sequence-specific DNA binding; DNA-binding transcription factor activity, RNA polymerase II-specific
Source: RefSeq, a predicted model, not a curated record